Molecule: messenger RNA, 3663 nt
Organism: Cladocopium goreaui
Lineage: Eukaryota; Dinophyceae; Suessiales; Symbiodiniaceae
Source: the annotation of a GenBank genome assembly
AUGAAAGGUUCCCCCAGACCAGAGGGUGAGACCGUGAUGGAGGUAGCAGCCUUCAUGGUAGCCCAGGGCGCAAAGGUAGUAGCCGUGAAUGCGGCCUCGGCUUACCAGGUUGGUGGAGGCUCUACCACCGGCGGUCGCCAUGCACUGGAGGAGGCGUGGUGUAUCAGUUCAACCUUGUACCAAUCGCUUGCAUCAGUGGAGCCUAUCAAAGGAGGCUUUCCUGGAUAUCGACAGCACGUCCCUGUGAUGGGGUGCAUCAUCUCCCCUGCAGUGCAGGUCUUCAGGGAAUGCACAGGUGGGAUUUCGCAGUGGUCAACUCCACAAAUUCCAACAUCGUUGUGGCAGAAAGCCGCCAGAGCUUUGAUGAGUGAUGAAAAGAAGGAGGACGAUGCAGGCGAAGAGAACAAGGAUGACAAGAAAGCUGCCUUGGAGCAGGCCAUCAUGUCCUUGAAGCCUGAUGGUCCUCCCAAGAUGAUUCCUCCCAAAUUCGGCGGGGGCCUCGGUCCCUUGGGUCCCAUGGGUCCCAUGGGAGGUCCCAUGGGUCCCAUGGGUGGUCCGCCCGGUGUUGGUUUCCCACCAAUGCCCGGGAUGCCUGGGAUGCCCCCCAUGCCGAUGCCGGGCGGAUGCCCGCCACCCAUCCCCAUGAAGUCCUCGGGGGCGCCACCACCAAAGGCAAGCAUGGCCUUGAUCCCAGCCAAAUCCGCCUCCUUAAUGGGACCUCCAGGUGGCAAAGAUGAUGAUGACGACGACUCGGAUGACUCAUCGGAUGAGGAAGGUGGAGCUGGGCCCAAUCCCAUGAUGAUGCUCAUGAUGCUGAAGCAGAUGCAAAGCUCCAUCAAGCAGAACAUGGCCAAGGCUCCACCUGAGAUGCAGGAGCAGCAGAAGAUGCUUCUUCAAAUGCAGCAACAGUUCGAGAUGACUCUCAUGCAGAAGAUGGGAAUGGAGUCUGGUGGUUCAGCCCCAUCGGACAUGCCAAUGUUCCCACCACCUGCCAUGGACGGAGGCUGCGGUGGCUGCGGUGGUUUUGGGGGUUGUGAGCCCAAGAAAGAUGCCAAAUCCUCACUGCCGGCUGCCUUGGCCAACAAGCAGAAAAUGGACGCCUCCAGCAAUUUACUGAACGUCGCCUCCUCCACCGCGUCUUCCGCCGCAAUGCCCAACAUGGGACUACCAGCGGCACAGGCCAUGGCAGCAGCUGGUGCAUCACCAGAGAUGCUUCAGAUGAUGCAGCAGAUGGGCAUGGGAUCAGGCUAUGUGGACCCAUCCCAGAAAGGAGCAGUGGAAGCGCAACAGGAAGCCCUGGCGCAAGCGGCCCGGGAGCUGCAAGCUGCGCAGGAAGCCGCACAGGCGCAGCAAGCGGCUUUGGAGGCUAUGUCGCCCGAACAGCGUGACGCCGUGCUGGCCGCCAUGUCUGCCGCCAGCGAGGCCCAGCAAGCGCAGCAGUCACAAUUCUACGAGGCGAUGAAAGCGCAUGAAAUGGAGAAGCUGCAGAAGAGCGGAUACUACCAGAGUAAUCAGCCGGAGCGUUUCAAAGAUGGCUACCGACCGCUCCGCAUGUGCAAGCACUUCAAGACUGACCAAUGCUGGCGAGGUCAAGAGUGUACAUAUGCCCACAGCUUAGAGGAGUUGCAUCCGGCCUCCCCUGAUUUGCCACGAGUUGAAGUGAAAGAAACCAAUGCCUUGGCCGAGCAGCAGAAGGUGGAGGAUAGUGCGCCGGAUGUGCGAUUGAAGAAGAAGAAGGAGUUGUGCAACAAAUGGAAGAACGGUCAAGAUUGUGUGCUGGGCCGCGCCUGUCCCUAUGCGCAUGGUGAGAAAGAGUUGGGCACUGUUGAGCUCGUGGUGUGUGGCCGCGUGAAGACCAGGAUCUGUAAGUUCUGGACGACUGGAAACUGCAUGUUUUUGGGCAACUGCGUCAACGCACACGGAGAGAAAGAGCUGGGCACGAAGCGGCCUGACUUCAUGACCCCUCCCAUGAAGAAGCGAAGGGAAGGAGAGUCCAUCGAUCAGUUCAGAGAGCAAGUCAUCGCAAAGAAGGGCGGUGGCAAGGGGCACAAGGAUGCUGGUUACGGCUUCUUGGACGCCGCCACGGAGAUCCCGGGUGUGGUCUCGGUGGCCAUGUUCAACCGAAAUCAUGGGGUUCGAGACAGUCCCUUGGAUAGUCCUGAGAAGCCCACUGAGUACCUACAUCAGACCAGAGGCAAACUUGAGGCUGCUAUCCUGGCCGCAGUGCAGGUUUUGGAAGCCGAAGUCAUCGUUGUACCUGACGUUGGUUGCGGGGUCUUCGGGAAUGACCCCUUGGUGAUUGGUGGCUGUUUUGGCAGCGUGCUACGGCUUCACGCUCCAAGCCUGACCACUGUGAAGCAGGUGAUCAUCACUGGUCGCCGGGACGACUUUGCGACUGCCUGCGAGAAAGCCCUAAAGGGCGAGGAUCCCAGGCCAAAGUGCCGGGAGGGCACCAUAUGCAAUAGUCUCAGCGAUGUGAUGCAUGCUGCACGCUUCGACCAUGGAACUCCCGAAGGCAAAGCUGAUAGCAUUGUGGAAGACGCUCUGCUGAUGCUGGCGAAGCAUCCAGAGCCAAGCUCCAAGACGAAACCGCCUUGCCGCUAUGGCGCUGCCUGCCAUCUUCGGAACGCAGAGCACUUGGCGAGAUUUUCCCACCCAGAGAAGGGUGGAACACUUCCUGGUGCAAGUGGCGGCACGACAACAAGCGGCGCUGGCAGAAGCUCAUUUAGUGGUGCAUCUGGAACUGGUGCAUCGGCAACUAGUGCGAGGACUCGCGGUGGAGGAACAGGAGGAACGCUACCAACACCUGGAGGAUCUGGAGGGUCAACGCAGCCCCGGAGCGGUAGUCCAUUUGCAGACACACCAGCAAGACCGGGAGAAACUCCCUCCGUGUCUCGAACGACUGAGGAGGGCAAAAGUCCCCGCGAACCACCAAAGCCUGUGGUUGAGUCCGGCGGCAGCAGCUCCAGUCGGCGGGAGGUGUGCAAAUAUGGUAAGGACUGCUACAACAAAAAUCCCAAACACUUGGAGGACUUUUCCCAUCCAUGGCUUGAUGGUGAAACCGAAGACCAGGAGAAAGAUCGCUUGGAAAUUCAAGAAGUGCACGAUCUCCUCUCGUUGGCCAAGGGAACGAAGUGGGCAGAAGUCGACAGAGUUCUGAAGCGAAAUCCCAAAUUAGUUGACAUGAGACCAGAGGGGCGAAAGUAUGCUUUGAUCCACUUUGCGGCUCACCAGUUGCAUGAAAAAGCUCUGGAGAUUGUCCUAAAAGCUGGAGCAGACAUUAAAGCGAAGAGCCAGGAUGGCUACACUGCGAGACAAAUUCUACAAGCCAACGUGCAGGCUCUUGACAAGGUCAAACUGGGCGAGACGACGGAAGAAAGACUCAGGCGAUAUGAUGAAAAGAGAAUGGCCCAACAUUGUCUGUUGGGGAAGCCCAGCCUGCAUGCAGAGGGCUUCAUCGUCCAAGCUUCAGGGCUCUGCUUGAUCGACAUGAACGUGGAGCAGGAGGCAGUGGACUUGGAGUUAGUGGAGUUGGUGGAGUGGGCGGCGUCCACGGCGUCGGCCACGGAGCUGGUGCAGGUGGAGUUGGUGGUGGAGUGGGUGGAGUGGGCCAUGGCGUCGGACGUGGCGACCGACCUCGUGCAAGCGGCCUGUUUCCAAUGA